AUUCGUUACAAAUUUAUGUCCUUUUAUAAAACUGCGAUUUAUAAUUUUUUGGCCACAAAAAGGAAGAAGACAAGAAAAUUAAGAGGACACGUGAGUCACGGACACGGUCGAGUUGGAAAACACAGGAAGCAUCCUGGUGGUCGAGGUAAUGCUGGUGGUUUGCUGCAUCACCGAAUAAACUUCGAUAAAUACCAUCCUGGAUAUUUUGGUAAAGUUGGUAUGCGGCAUUACCAUUUAUUAAAACACCAUUAUUAUUGCCCAAUCAUCAAUAUAGACUCAUUGUGGAAUUUGGUCCCAGAAAACAUCCGAACUAAUUAUAUGACACGUCGGCGUGACAAAAGAGCAGCAGUUAUUGAUUGUGUAAAACAUGGUUAUUUUAAAGUACUUGGUAAGGGAGAAAUUCCUAAAGCCCCAGUUAUUGUGAAAGCUAAGUUUUUCAGUAAACUAGCUGAACAGAAAAUCAAGGCUGCUGGUGGAGCUUGUCUUCUUGUUCCAUGAGCACUCAGUUUGAGUUCAGAGUAAUAAAUGUCUUAAAAAGUA
Octopus sinensis (East Asian common octopus) is the source of this 540-nucleotide messenger RNA. RefSeq names its product 60S ribosomal protein L27a. Lineage: Eukaryota; Metazoa; Mollusca; Cephalopoda; Octopoda; Octopodidae. Gene Ontology annotation, biological process: translation. Gene Ontology annotation, molecular function: structural constituent of ribosome. Gene Ontology annotation, cellular component: cytosolic large ribosomal subunit; ribosome. The coding region runs from base 16 to 498 and encodes 160 amino acids. The transcript has 5 exons. The record is from RefSeq and is a predicted model, not a curated record.